AUGUUGGACUGGAUGAAGGGGAAUGAGGCUGGGGUUGCAGACACUUCCAAGGUGCUGGAGCCCCCCGAGACGCCAGCGCCCGUGUUUGCGAUGCGCGCCUUCAAGAGCGCCUUGUUUGGCACGCCUGGUGCCGAGGAGGAGGAAAAAGAGAAUAUGGAAGACAAGGAGUGCACCUUGCAAUCGAAGCCGUCGGCUCACCAGCGCAGCAAGAGCAAUACCACGAAGCCUAUUACUAUUGAGAAGGAGCCCGUGAAAACAGACAUCAAUUCUACGUUCAAUCCCUCGGGAUCACCAACCAAAAGCAUUCUCGUCACGCCCGGAACCAUUGCAAACCGUCGCAAAACAGUCUCCUUUGGCGAGGGUGUGGUUGACAAUGAAGGAAAACGCGACGGUCAGGCCAGCCGAGCCCCGAAGACACCUCCGAAUCCAUCAGGAAUUACAGCACAAUGGAUGUCAGGCUCGGCUAAUGGCAAGCCACCGAGCAAGCUGACCCAAACACUGCUCGAUGCUCGCGAGAACACGUCGAAGAACGCCGAGUCGGCCAAAUCCAGCCAAGAUAAUCCGCCCGAGUCCAAACCGGCUGCGCACGCUCUGCCACAGGAUGAUCCAGCAGCCAUAGAGGAUAUUACCAUCAAUUUAGACGAACCACGGUCGGAAUCUGGUAAAUAUUGGAAGACAGAAUUUGACAACUAUCGUGUACGCACCAAUCGCGAAAUCAAGAAGCUCAUUCACUACCGAUCGAUCGCCAAAUCCUAUGCUCGAAAGAAGGACUCCGAGGCGUUGCGCCUGGCAGACAAACUUCGAGAAGAAGAAGAGAAAGUUGCAGACAUGGAGCGUCAAGUAUCACGACUUGCUGCCGCGAUUGUUGGGGAAGGGUCCAAGGCAGACAAGGAGCAAUUGAUUCAAGACUUGACUAAGCAGACCACUCUGGCGCUGCAGUACAAACAGCAAGUUACUUCAUUACGCAACACGCUUGAACAACAAGGUGUCAUCCAGGAUGGAGUGGUGAAGACCACGGAAUCGAUCAAGGAUGAGCUAUCAUCACGAAGCUCCUCAGCCUCUUCAGAAGAGCUACGCAAAGCACAGGAGGAGCUAAAACAAGCGAACACCAAGAUUGAAGAGCUGACGCGCCAGAAUCCGGAUCUAAGCAAGCUCCAGAGCCUCGCGCAAAGUUCCGAAAAGAAAGCGCAGGAGCUUGAAAAGGAGAAUACUACACUCAAGCAAACCUUGGCGCGUGUCAAACAAGAAAUGUCGCGAUACGAGGGCCGUCGAAAGGAGAAGGAGACUAGGCUUAAGCAAAGAGAGUCCAAGCUCGAGGCACGUAUACAGGAGUAUCGCGAUCGAUUCAAGACGAUCACGCAAGAGCACCGUGAGUCAGAAGAGAAGCUGCGGGCCAGCUUCGAGGAGGAGCGUCGCCGCAUGCAGAACCAAAUCGAUCUAUUAAAGAUCAGAACGUCUGCAUCUGACCGUAGCAUCCCAACUCUACGACCCCAACAACGACAUUCCCUCAGUCCGCGCAAGGCAUACGACGGCGUGCAUGUGCACGAUUUCGCCGCACAGGAUCACCCCAUACCAGACGAAGACGCCACAGAAGACCUAGACGCACCACCAAGUCCCAGCCCGCGCUCCAAGGCUCGCGAACAGCGCCAUCACACCCGCAACGCAACAACGGGCACCAUCGAUCUCAAACGCACGGCGCGAGAUAUCGCAGCCGACGACGACGAAGUGACACACUAUCUAAACGAAAUCCUCCCAAAGCCACACCUCACACGUACCAACCAAACGACAGUACCCCCAUCCUCUCCACCAGACAUUUCAGCAUUGAAAACACUCGACCGUAACCAUCAGAAGUACCUCAACACGGGCGAGAAGCAGCGCAGCUACCGCUCUCUCUACCGACGUGAUACGACAGAUUCCUCCGACCACCGCUACGGAAACCUCACCCACCGUCCGCGCACGCAUAUCAAGUCCGCUCUAGACUCGAUGUCGGCGCUCCCUUCCUCACGCCCUACAUAUGCCGGGUAUACUAUCACUGCCGGCGAGCGUGGUCUUCGACGGACCGGUUUGGCUGAUAUGAGAGGGGAUGUAUUGUCGCCGGAGCGUGUGGCUGCGGCUAAGUCGAGGUUGAAGCUAAAGCAGGAUAGUCGGAAGGUUAAGGCGCUGGGGAAGGAGAAUAGUGGUGGGGAAUUAUUGGGUUGA
Penicillium daleae is the source of this 2199-nucleotide messenger RNA. RefSeq lists its product as uncharacterized. The record is from RefSeq and is a predicted model, not a curated record. NCBI's taxonomy places the organism in Eukaryota, Fungi, Ascomycota, Eurotiomycetes, Eurotiales, Aspergillaceae. Bases 1 to 2199 code for a protein of 732 amino acids. The transcript is spliced from 2 exons.